AUGGCAGUUAUGACCGAUCCCAAAGCACUGAUUACCUUGAUGAAGCGCGCUAUUCCGAAACUGUCUUACGAACUUCACAAAGGGCAGUGCGGACGAAUCGGGGUUUUGGGUGGUUCGGAAGAGUAUACAGGGGCGCCGUAUUUUGCCGGAAUUUCGGCUUUGAAAACGGGCGCCGAUCUUGUGCACAUCAUAUGCCCCCCUGAAGCCUCACUCGUCAUUAAAUCUUACAGCCCGGAGCUGAUUGUGCAUCCGAUUGUACGGAGUGAUUUCGGAUCGGAUGAGGCGAAGCAACUGCUGGAGCGUAUUAACGUAUUGAUCCUGGGACCUGGUCUUGGUCGUAGGUUCGAAACAAUGACCCAGUUUUCUUUAUGGCUCAAGUCAGCGAGGGAAAUGAACCUUCCUAUGGUUAUUGAUGCGGACGGACUUUACUUUCUUACGAAGUUGCCUAAUCUCAUUCAAGGUUGCAAAAAUGCCAUACUGACACCGAACGUGGUCGAAUUCCGUCAUCUUUAUUCUUCAGUUAUGUCGGCUGAACCAUCUGAAGAAGAUGCAAUAUUGAAUGUGCAAAUGUUGAGCGAAAAGUUAGGAAACGUAACGGUGGUGAGAAAGGGCAAAAGUGACAUCAUAUCCAAUGGUCAUGUCGCUGUAACAUGCGACUUGAAGGAUGCUCCAAGACGUUGCGGUGGACAGGGUGAUCUGCUUUCUGGCUCGUUGGGAACCUUUCUGUAUUGGUCAGAUCUCCUGGGGCGGUGUUCCGGCGAAAUCGACCACCAACCAGUGACUGGCAACACAUCGUUGAUUUCUACUAUUGCCGCUUCUUACGCCGCCUGUUCCCUCACUAGAACCUGUGGCAGUAUGGCGUACGAAACUUAUGGCCGCUCAUUGAUCACGACGAACCUAAUAGAACGUAUUCACGACGCGUUCACUCAACUUUUUGAAUAA
Molecule: messenger RNA, 942 nt
Organism: Soboliphyme baturini
Lineage: Eukaryota; Metazoa; Nematoda; Enoplea; Dioctophymatida; Soboliphymatidae
Source: the annotation of a GenBank genome assembly